AUGACACAGAUGCGUGACCUUGGAGUGGUGGCGUUCUUCGGCCCUGAUGGUACCUGUCACACGGAGGCCAAACUAGCUGCAGCGUGGAAUCUGCCCAUGAUAUCACACAAAUGUGCUGGUGCUCACGGCUCAUUCGAGAAGGGUUCGGGUCUUGGAGCCACCUUCGCAAGGACCUUGCCUCCAGCCUAUAAAGCCAGCAAGUCAGUCGUGGCGCUCCUGAAGGCAUUCGGCUGGUCAAAGUUCGCUAUAGUAGCUGGUGAUGAGCUGACGGCUGCUGCACAGCAAUUGGAUGCCAUUAAGGAACUAGCCCAAUCUAACGGCAUGGUGAUCACAGCUGAACAUCGGUUCGCUGACUACAUUCCACGCCUGAUCUCUGAUAUGGAGAGAAUCGUGGACCAGACCUAUUAUAAAACGAGAGACCAUCUUGAUCUUGGCCAGAAUACUAGCAAUGACGUGUUGGCGUUCCGCGCUGUACUGAGACUCACGCCUUCAUUUCCGACUAAUCCUCACUAUGGGAUGCUGUGCCAGAUGAUAAAGAAGAUGUCAGCAGCGCCUCCAUUCUGCGUGCCCAACUACUACCACAAACUCUUCGAUGAUGCUUCGGCAUAG
Spodoptera littoralis (African cotton leafworm) is the source of this 609-nucleotide messenger RNA. NCBI's taxonomy places the organism in Eukaryota, Metazoa, Arthropoda, Insecta, Lepidoptera, Noctuidae. The record is from the annotation of a GenBank genome assembly.